AUGUCGAAGCCGAAGCAACAAGAGAAAGCCAACAGCAGCAGGCCUUCGGAAGUUGAGCUUGUUCUCAACCGACCCGGAUCCGCUCAGAUGACAAGCUUGGAUCUUAGUGACUAUAACAUCACCUCCCUGGCUGCCUUUCAGGUCUCGAUCUCUUCCCUUCGAAGGUUGAAACAGAUAGACAUAUCUAAGAACUCAAUUUCUUCUCUCAAGUACAUUCGAAGUCUCCCCAUUCUUGAGACGGUGAUAUGCAGCAACAACGCGAUGACAACCUUGGUGGGCCUUGAGGAAUGUCCUAUGGUUCAAACUGUUGAUGCUUCCGACAAUGCCAUCACAGUCAUCGGGGAUUUGCGUCACUUGUCGCGUUUAAAGAACCUGGAUAUUCAUGGAAACUCCAUGUCAUCCAUUUCCUCUCUGCCUCACAAUCUGCCUGGAUCGCUCAGCACGCUCAACAUUUCCAACAAUGAGCUUGGAAGCCUCUCAGACCUGCGGUACGUUAGUUCGCUCAUGGAGCUCCGACGCCUCGAUCUUCGAGCAAACCCUAUCACUUCUGCCAUCUACAUGAAGGGGAUUGAUCACAGACCUUUCGUUGUCUUCCUUCUACCUCGGCUGUCCACUUUGGACGAUAAGCCUGUCUCGAGGCAGGAGUGGGCGGUCUCACGAACGCUCUUCUGUGAAGAGCCAGGCAUCUUGUCGGACGCCCUCAUGGCUCUCCUCCAGCCCGCCAACGAAAAGCGCCUUAGGCAGUACCUCAUGGAAAAGUGUUCCAUGGCAGUUCAUGAACCCUCGCAACAUGCCUUGACAGCACAUGAUGCCAACAUUGAUGAAGAGCUGGAGAGUAGAUCGAGACCCUCAGGGUUCAGAGCACAGAAGCGAGACGAUGGUGCUGUUGUUGAAACCCUCCAGAGCCAUUCUAGCAAAGGAUUUAGCGACAGGGCCGGUGCAUCGUCUCAUGCCAGGAUCCCGUUUGCGAUGGAUGGCGUUGGACUGUUAGCACUGGAGUCCGAAAAUGGAGAAGCAGGCUUUCUCAAGAAAGCAGGAUACGAGCGACGAGAGAGAUCGAUGGAUGCGAUGGCCAGACAUUGGGACUUCCACCUUGCCAAAGAUCUUACUCAAAUCAACAGUACGACCUUCAGUCCGAGAUGUCUGCGCAGCGAGGCUUCAGGCCGUCGCAAGGAGCUUUCUGGAGCGAGGCCCUCCGCUCUCCGUGCAGAUAGCCUUCUUGACGGAUCAUGGGAGAUCCAUGCCCUAAAGAGUCAGAUACAGAUGUUGACACAGCAGCUCGAGGAGGAGCGAAAUGCUCGAUCUCGGCAGGACGAGGCUUUGCGCAUCUUAUGGAACGAGGUGGGUCGACUGAGAGGGAAAGACGAGCACAAGGCAGCCAUCAAGAUUCAGAAAUGCUGGAGAGGACACGAUGACAGGGAGCUGUUCCGCAUCGCUAUGGAUCAUUACACUAGGUUCAAACUGGAGCGGUCCGCUGCUGUCGUGAAGCUCCAGAGGUGGGCACGGAGGGUCUUCUGGAGGUCCUUCGGGACCCUCUUUCGAAUGCAGGACACAGCCACCCGCUGCCUUCAGCGGGUAGUUCGCGGCCAUCGGUCGAGGAGGAAGAUGGAGGGGCUGCUGGGAAACAACAGCCUCAAGCAAGAGAUCCGCUACAUCCGGGAUGUGGAGAUUGUGAGAUUGCAGCGAACGCUCAGUGCAGUACAAGACACCAUGGACCAUGUGCUAUCCAUCCUCGGCCCCGCCAUCGGGGGCUACGGAGUCAGAGAGGAUGAGGAGAGCUGA
Molecule: messenger RNA, 1782 nt
Organism: Guillardia theta CCMP2712
Lineage: Eukaryota; Cryptophyceae; Pyrenomonadales; Geminigeraceae
Exons: 12
Coding region: 1-1782 (593 amino acids)
Biological process (GO): mRNA splicing, via spliceosome
Cellular component (GO): U2 snRNP
Molecular function (GO): U2 snRNA binding; protein binding
Source: RefSeq, a predicted model, not a curated record